AUGUCGACUAGUCAAGGUACAAUUACCUCGAUUAUACACGAGUAUGAAAUAUUAUACACUGCACGGGUGAUUCAAAAAUCAAAAAAAUGGAAUGAUGGGAAACUUAAAUUUUAUGAAUUUAAUAGAAAAAUUGAAAUUCAUAAUGAAAGUGGACAUCUAAUCGCCACAGAUUUUUAUAAAAACAAACCCGUUGGUGUAAUAUUAGAAAAACUUUUCUUUGAAAAUAAUGAAUUUAAACUACCCAAUGCCAAUUUUCUCAUUCAAAUACAAGGGAAAUUACGUGAUUUCGAACGUGAAGUAAACCUACGAGUGAAAAAUGAAGAUAGCCAAGGAAGUCAGAAAAAUGGAAGUCUUGGAGUGAAUCGCAGAGCAACUCAAGAUUUACCAUUCAGUGGUCCAAGGAAUUCAGUUAAUACUAUCCCAACGCCAAAAAGAAGAGUUGUCAAUGCUAGGACGUUAGUUAUAAAGGAACCACCUAUAACACCCUCAAAGAAUCCACCAGUAAAGAGACCAUUACACGUCACACCUCAGAUAAUCAAAGUUGUUAAUCAAAGCAUAGACGCCACCUCACUGAAUGUACAGAAGAAUAUGGGUACUAGCUCAUCCACUGCAAUUCCAAAUCGAAAGAUUGGACUACCAAGAACUAAAUCAACACCAAAACCAAAAACCAACGAUCUUUUGACAGAAAAUGUAGGGCAAUUUCCACUGGUAUCACACAAACCAUUAUUAAGAAUGGAUAAGUAUGUUAAAUCCCAAAUAGGAGAUACUGUUCUGGAAGAUCAUUUAAGACUGAUAGAUCAGAGGGUAGCAAAAAGAUCAUGUAUUAGAAUUCUCCCGAAAACGUCUACUUAUUACCAAUACUUAUUCUCACCGACAGAGCAAGAAGAUGAUAACAAGAUACAUAAUACGUCAUUAGCUCCAAUACUUGGAAGUUUGGGGACAGGUAGAGAUAACACACAGAGGAAUAAUACAGACAUCGUGGAUAAUUUUAUUGAUGACGUUGAUGCAAGUGGGCAACAGCAUUCAGUGGAAGAGCAUAUUGAAGAAGAUGAGGAGGAUGAUUAUAAAAUCCGAAUACUUGAUGAUGAUGAUGAUGACGAUGAUGAUGUGUUAGACGAAAUUGGUGAUGUAGAUGUGGAAGAGGAAUUUGAGGUAUUGGAAAAGGAAAUUGACAAUGAAGAGAAACAAGAAGAAGAUAUUGACUAUGAGCCUCUGAGUUCAUCAAAUGAAAUAAGUGAGCCAGUAGAACCAUCACAGAUUAAAGCUUUGGAAAGAAAAAUUGUACAAGCACCAAAAGAUAAUCAUGAAAUAUCUGAUAGUGAGAAUGAAAUACUGGAUUCUACUGGUCUGCCACGUGUUCAGUUAAAACAGGAACAACCAUUUCGAAUAUCCAAUAAAACAAUUGAGGAUGCUGAUAUGGUUUAUGACUUAUCUGAAAUCGAACAGGACGAAAAAUUUAGCACCAUGUUGGAGGAAAUGAGGAAAGGUCAGAAAGCAUUGACUCAUGGUCGCAAUAAAAGACGGAGAGUAUCAAAGGAAUACAAUGAAGCUGCUGAAUUUAAUUUAUCUACGGAUUCGGAUAUGGAAGAAAUAUAA
Candida tropicalis MYA-3404 is the source of this 1596-nucleotide messenger RNA. RefSeq lists its product as uncharacterized. The transcript has a single exon. Lineage: Eukaryota; Fungi; Ascomycota; Pichiomycetes; Serinales; Debaryomycetaceae. The coding region runs from base 1 to 1596 and encodes 531 amino acids. The record is from RefSeq and is a predicted model, not a curated record.